AGUCGGAGUGAGCAUUUCGAAGAGCCUCAUACUCUGUCGCUGAAUUUUCAACUACGCAAGUCUUUUCGCAGUUACAAUAAAUACGUUUUAUAAAAGGGCCGCGAAGUGCAACAACAAAAAUAUUCUUACAGAAGUUUAAAUAUCGAUUGCGCAAAUAACGAAUCUUACAACUGAUAAGCAAUGGAGUCAGUGAAGCCUCAGAAAGAUGAAGAGCUUGAGAGGGCAAUGGCUUUGAUGCCACGAAACGGCAGUAAAGGUGAAGUUAAAGAAGUCGGUGGAGAACCCGAUGACGAUUACGAUCCACAUUUAUAUCGUAAGGUGCCACAUCCGACUUCAAACUUUGAAUCACUUGCACAUCUGUUGAAGGGAUGUUUAGGAACUGGAAUAUUAGCUAUGCAUGAAGCAUUUCACAACAGUGGCUGGCUGAGUGGCGUAGUCAACAUGGCAAUUAUCGGAUUUAUUUGUACAUACUGUUUCCACAUUCUCGUAAGAACUCAAUACAUCUUGUGCAAGCAGUAUCGGGUACCGCUUCUCUCAUAUCCCCAAAGCAUGAAACUUGCACUUCAACAAGGUCCCCGCGCUGUAAAAUGGAUAUCACCAGCAGCUGUUCCUAUCACUGACGGUUUUCUUAUCAUUUAUCAACUCGGUGUUUGUAUUUGCUAUCUCGUAUUCGUUGCAAAAAAUGUUGAAGAUAUUCUUCACUCUUAUGGAGUUGAGAUAUCUUUAACUAAAGUCAUGUUAUUCAUGUUCUUACCUCUUCUGGGCAUUAAUCUGCUUAGAAAUCUCAAAGUUUUGGCACCGUUAUCAACGUUAGCAAACAUUGUCACUUUCAUUGGAUUGGGAGUCGUUCUCUAUUACGUGUUUCAAGAUUUGCCACCACUUUCGGAACGUCCAAUGUUUGGACCUAUUGAAAAAUUUCCACUUUAUUUCGGAACUGUUUUGUUCGCACUUGAAGCUGUUGGUGUUGUCAUUGCUUUGGAGAAUAAUAUGAAAACACCAAAAAGCUUCGGAAGUAGAUUUGGAGUUUUAAAUGUUGGAAUGACAUUAGUUACAAUCAUGUAUGGAUUUGUUGGAUUCUUCGGUUAUCUUAAAUAUGGUGCAGAUUCGAAAGACAGCAUAUCAUUAAACAUUCCAAAGGGAUUGAUUCCUGAUAUCACUCGAGGACUUUUCACUUUUGCCAUUUUUAUCUCGUAUGGACUUCAAUGUUAUGUUCCUAUCUCGAUUAUUUGGGAUAACUACGUUAGUGAAAAAGUUAAAAGCUCACGACACAGUACAAGAUAUCAACUCAUUCUCAGAAUCGUUAUAACGAUUUUCACGUUCAUGGUUGCUGCCGCAGUGCCUGAAUUGGGACUUUUCAUUUCACUUUUUGGAGCUUUUUGUUUAAGCAUUCUUGGACUUGCCUUCCCUGCUCUCAUGGAAUUGUGUGUGUUGUAUCCGGAUAAACUUGGAAAACUUAAUUGGGUCAUGUGGAAAGACAUUGGACUCAUAAUAUUUGCAAUGAUUGGACUGGUUUCAGGAACUUAUUCGUCACUUCGUAACAUUAUUGCAACUUUCCAAUAAUCAGAAAUAAAACCGAAAUCGAAGUUUUUUCUUUUGAUGCGAUCAAAAAAAGAAAUACAAGAUGGUGUGAAACAUUCAUUAAUAAAUCAACCUAGCCAGUAGUACUCACUGUUGGUAGAAAUAGAAUCACUUUUGUUUCUUUCAUUCAUUUGAAUUUUUAAUUAGUUUUUAUGUUUCCAAAUGUUCCUCACAUGGUUUGUAUCAUUAGACUUUAAAGUGUAAGUAUUCAAAAAGAGUUUUAGAGAUUUCAUUAUGUUUUACUGCGUAGAAAUGGAUGCUUGUCCUAUAUGUGUACAUAUUUAUAAGAAAUAGAAAAUUUAUACAUAGAAUCAAAGUUUAGCUUUGAUUAAUUUAAUUCUUAUUAUUUUAAUCGUCAUAUUUUUUCAGAAAAAUUUGUUAGUAAUUCAAGGUCAUUAAAAGUAUGUAAAAUGUGUUCAACUGCUGUUUUCGUAUCACAUUUAGUCAAUUAAUUCC
This is a messenger RNA of Clunio marinus, 2034 nucleotides long. Lineage: Eukaryota; Metazoa; Arthropoda; Insecta; Diptera; Chironomidae. The record is from the annotation of a GenBank genome assembly.